This is a messenger RNA of Lodderomyces theae, 1578 nucleotides long. Its product is annotated as allantoate permease family MFS transporter. The record is from RefSeq and is a predicted model, not a curated record. Gene Ontology annotation, molecular function: allantoate transmembrane transporter activity; dipeptide transmembrane transporter activity. Gene Ontology annotation, biological process: transmembrane transport; allantoate transport; tripeptide transport. Gene Ontology annotation, cellular component: plasma membrane. Bases 1 to 1578 code for a protein of 525 amino acids. NCBI's taxonomy places the organism in Eukaryota, Fungi, Ascomycota, Pichiomycetes, Serinales, Debaryomycetaceae. The transcript has a single exon.
AUGACAGAAAAGAACGACGACGAAACAGCUUCACAGGUAGAGCCAAUAGUUUCCUUCACGAAAAACGAUUUGGAGGACAAGAACCUUCAUGUGUUAACCACAAUCAUAUCUCCCCAUGGGAAAGAGGUGCAAGUGACGAAUAAUGUGGACCAAGCUAUGAAGUUUGCUUUAGAGCACCAGGGUGAAGUUGUUCAGCUAGAUGAGAAAACAGACAGGAGAGUGUUGCGCAAGAUAGACCUCUUUUUGCUACCAGUUAUGUGUUUGUUAUAUUGUUUCCAGUUCAUGGAUAAACUUACAACGAGUUACAGUUCAAUUUUGGGAUUGCGUUCGGAAUUACAUAUGGUGGGAGACAUGUACAGUUGGACCACGACAUGUUUUUACUUGGGGUACUUGGCGUUUGAGUUUCCUGCAUCGUUACUUCUCCAAAGGUUCCCAGUGGCAAAGACAGUGGGGUGUUUUAUUGUUUUGUGGGGGAUGAUUCUUGCGUUGUGUUCGGUCCCACAAUACGCUGGGUUUAUUGCUUUACGGACAAUCCUUGGUAUGCUUGAGCUGGCUGUGACACCCGCGUUUGCCAUUAUCACAUCCCAAUGGUACAAGAAGGAGGAACAGUUUCUCAGAACCUCUUGGUGGUUUGCAUCAAAUGGGAUUGGAACAAUUCUUGGACUGUCCAUUGCAUAUGGAUUAUAUGAGAACCAAUCGUCGUAUAGUUUACCAGCAUGGAAGUUGGUAUUUGUCGUGACGGGCGUGCUCACUAUUUUCUUGGGGUUUGUUAUCAUGUUGCACAUCCCUGACUCACCAACCAAAGCAUGGUUCCUUUCAGAAGAGGAGAAGGUGUUGGUGGUGGAGAGAAUCAGAUCCAAUCAACAGGGGUUUGGUAAUCCAAGAUUCAAAAAGAAACAAUUUUAUGAGGCCUUGACUGAUCACCGUACCUGGUUGUUUUUCUUAUUUUCCAUUUCAAAUAACAUUCCAAAUGGUGGAAUUACCAGUUUCGGUACAAUUUUGUUGAACGAGCAAUUCGGUUACACAACGUCGCAAUCGUUAUUGAUGCAAAUGCCAUCUGGUGCAGUUGAAAUUGUAGGGUGCGUACUAUUUGCAUGGGCAACGAGGUUUUUGAAAUCAAGGAUGAUGAUGGCAUGCUUCAUAUCGGCUGUGGUGGUGAUGUCACAGUGUUUGUUGGCUUUUGCACCAACUAACUCCGGAAAGUUAGCUGGAUACUACUUGUACACACUUGCCCCUGUUGGCUUCAUUUGCAUCUUGUCACAAGUAUCAUCUUCAGUGGCUGGCCACACUAAAAAGAUCACGGUCAAUGCUAUUUUCUUGAUUGGGUAUUGCGUGGGGAACUUGAUUGGUCCACAGACGUUCAUUGCGAAUCAAGCUCCAGUGUAUGCGGGUGCCAAAAUAGCUAUAGUUGUUUGUGGAAGCGUUGCACUUUGCUGCUUGAUAGCUAUCUACUUUUCUUACUACACGGAGAACAAGAGACGUGAUGCAUUACCCCCGGUUGACAUGAGCCACAUCGAAAACUACGAGUUUGCUGAUUUAACCGAUAAGGAAAAUCCAAACUUCAGAUACGCACUUUAG